GCUGCUAUGCCUAGGAGUAGGACAAUUCAAGAAAGCAGAAUGAUGCAUAUGCUAUGGUAAUAUAUCAAUGGAAUCAUAGAAUUGUAGUCGGAAGGGACCACAAGGGUCAUCUAGUCCAACCCCCUGCAAUGCAGGAAUUUUUUCCUAAGGUGGGGCUUGAACCCACAACAUGGUUGAAAUAUUAUGCUGAUAUGCAGCAACGCCUCGGAGCCGUCGUGACUGCGGCCGUGCCUUGCCUUGCCCUCGCCCACCCUGUCACCCCCUCUUGCCUGCCCGACCCUCCUGUCCUCUCCAGCCAAGCAGGGUAGCCGCCGCCGUUGCCAGCCCCAGAAGCACAAGGUGGCCGCUGCCGCCGCCACGAUGUCGUCAGGCCAGCUGGCCCUGUAGCCCCGCCCACGUUCCCACUUUGUGGCCCCGCCCCUGAAUGAUCAUGGCUUGCCCCCCCCUAGUUUUGAUCCUGGCUACGCCCUUGUCAGUUGCAACAUUUAAUGCACUAGGAAAGAUUGUAAAAUGAGUCCCCCCCCCCCGCCCUCAAAUCCGACGCUGCACUCCAAACGUGGGCGCUUAAGGUGGCCGGGCUUCUUUGAAGUCCGCGCUCAGCGAUGAACGCCCGUCAGCAAAGGGUAGCAGGAACUUCUGGGAGUCAGUAGUAUCCAGGCGCCUUUGCUGGCGUAGCCUCCCCCUCCCCCCCCCUCGCACUAUAUAACUUUGCUUAUAUAAUAGCUUUCUUCCUGGAUUGAGACAUGGGUCAGGCAAGAGUCUGUGGGUUUCUUUGCAAACACUUCAAACGGGCAGGAAACUCUGCGUUGAAUGGGGGAAGCUGUUGGGGGUUCCUAUCCCAGGGUAAAAAAAAAAAAUGUAAGAAAUAAACCCUGUGAAUACUGUAGCUGUGCUCCUGCUGCAGUCUUGCCUUGUGGGGAUUUGCAUCUUUGCUGGGUGGGCAGCCUCAGCCAGGGCCUCUAGAGGUCCAGCUCCUGCAGCUUCUCCUGCUGGGCCUUUCUCCUUCCAGGGACCACCCAGCUGUCAUCAAACGGAGGUUCACCAGCGUCCUCAUUGUCUCCAGCCUCUCACCGAUCUUCAUCUGGGCCUGGAAAGAGGUGACAGGCAUUAAGAUGCAUCCCUUCUUGCCCUGAUGGGCUUCCGGCUUGAGGGCAUUAUACCAGCAACCGUGCUGCCUUUGCUGUUAACCAUGGUUCUAUUCCUUGGUCCUCUUAUCCAGCUCUCGAUGGACUGUCCUUGGGACCUGGUAGAAGGUUUGAAAGUUGCUUUCGACCCCAGCUUUUGGGUUCUCUGUCUGACUGACAUGCGCUGGCUCCGCAACCAGGUCAUUGCGCCCUUCACGGAGGAGCUGGUCUUCCGGGCUUGCAUGCUGCCCAUGCUCGUCCCUUGCACGGGAUUGGGGCCUGCUGUCUUCACCUGCCCGCUGUUCUUCGGAGUCGCUCACUUUCACCAUGUCAUUGAGCAGCUACGGUUUCGCCAAGGAAGCACAGCCAGCAUCUUCCUCUCAGCAGUGUUCCAGUUUUCCUACACAGCUGUUUUCGGAACAUAUACGGCCUUCAUCUUCAUCCGGACAGGGCACCUCAUUGGGCCUGUGCUCUGCCACUCCUUCUGCAACUAUGUCGGGUUCCCUGCUGUCGGCGCAGCCCUGGACCACCCGCAGCGCUGCCUGGUCGUCUUCUUCUACCUGCUGGGAGUGAUCCUCUUCCUCCUCCUCCUGCACCCCAUGACGGACCCCGCUUUCUUUGGCCACCUGCCCAUCUGCUCCCUCUCCAGACUGACUUCGCACACCAGCAGCCUCAGCAGCUUCUCUCUCUGCUCUUGACACCUGCCUGGGACCUUCUCCCAAUCUCCCCCCACCCCAUGCACCCUUGCGUCCACAGUGGCACACAGCACUGACGCUGUACACUUGCGCCGGUUUCGAGGCGGCUUUCUCCUCAUGGCCCCCACCCCUACCCUCCUUGUCCUCUUCUGCAAUUGUCAUGGGGAGAGUGGGAAAAGCCAUUCUCUGAAACCCGUUUGCAGUGGAAACGUAGCUGUGCCUGCGUUCUUGCACACAUCUCCGCCUGAGCCAGCCAGCCAGCCAGCCCUUUUUAUAAACCCCUGGGGGGGCCUUCUUUUCCUCCGGGCCCCAAAGAGCUCUAUUUUUUAUUAUUAAAGGACUUUAACGAGGCCCUGUUGGUGUUUUAAUUGUGGCCGAGGUUUGAAGGUGGCCUGUCCUUCCGCUCUGCCGCUUGGUUAUAGACGUGGUGCUUGCAUUUUAUUCAGGGAUGGGAGCUGUGGGUGCUUGGCAAAGGGGCAGAGCUUGCCGAGUCUCUGGCAGAGGGUGUGCCACAAGUACUUGCGACCAGGCAACAACUUCAUCGGAUGUCAAGGGGAUGGGGAGGCCGACCAGCCAGGUGUCGGGAGAUUCCAGCUUCCGUCAUCCCUAAGCCUUGGCCACAUUCCAUUGUCUCUUGAGACAAUAGGUUCCCCAACAAGAAGGGGAUGGGGAACCAAUUAUCUUCCAGAUGUUUAUUUGAAUUUGUUUUUGCUUAACAACUUCCAUCAUCCCUGGCCAUGCUGGCUAGGGCUGAUGGAAGCUGGUGCCCAACAUAAUCUGCAGGGCUACAGGUUCCCCAUCCUUGUCUUCCCAUCUAUUCCUACACAAAGGGGCACAGGUGAGGCCAACCAAGGUCCAACCUUUCCCUCUCCUGUACAUGCCAUUCCAUAUACCUGCCGAAGUGCAACAGGGUGGGGGAAAAAAAGACUUCCAUGCUGGUUGGGCCUCCAGUGGACACAGUUUAUUGGUACAGCAUUCCUUCCAAGCCAGCUCUCCCCUACCUCCUCUGGUACCCGCCUCCUCCCCAGUCCCAGCAUAAAUCCCAGGAGAUGCACUUGGCGGUGGCCCGUCUGGUCAAACGGUGGCCCCUCUCUCUA
Zootoca vivipara (common lizard) is the source of this 2916-nucleotide messenger RNA. RefSeq names its product Ras converting CAAX endopeptidase 1 (gene RCE1). The record is from RefSeq and is a predicted model, not a curated record. Gene Ontology annotation, biological process: CAAX-box protein processing. Gene Ontology annotation, molecular function: metalloendopeptidase activity. Lineage: Eukaryota; Metazoa; Chordata; Lepidosauria; Squamata; Lacertidae. Gene Ontology annotation, cellular component: endoplasmic reticulum membrane.